This is a messenger RNA of Chelmon rostratus (copperband butterflyfish), 1515 nucleotides long. RefSeq names its product betaine--homocysteine S-methyltransferase 1-like. The coding region runs from base 27 to 1163 and encodes 378 amino acids. The record is from RefSeq and is a predicted model, not a curated record. Gene Ontology annotation, molecular function: zinc ion binding; betaine-homocysteine S-methyltransferase activity. The transcript is spliced from 8 exons. Lineage: Eukaryota; Metazoa; Chordata; Actinopteri; Chaetodontiformes; Chaetodontidae.
GUCAUCCAAGUGAAAAGCUGUCAGCGAUGGAGAACAAGAAAGGAAGGGGUAUCUUGGAGCGUCUGAAUGCUGGGGAGGUUGUUGUAGGAGAUGGAGGUUAUGUUUUGCAGCUAGAGCGACGUGGCUAUGUAAAGGCAGGAGACUGGACACCUGAGGCUGCUGUUGAACACCCUGAAGCAGUACGGCAAUUGCACAGGGAGUUCUUGAGAGCAGGAGCCAAUGUGCUUCAGACGUUUACCUUCUACUGCAGUGAGGAUAAGCUGGAGAUCAGUGGUAGCGUCACCAACAUCACUGGGGUUCAAAUCAACGAAGCAGCCUGUGACUUGGCCAGGGAGGUAGCCAAUGAGGGUGAUGCAUUGGUCGCUGGGUGCGUGUCUAAGACUCCAUGUUAUGUGAAGAGUCACAGUGAGACUGAGGUCAAGGCCAUCUUUAAAAAGCAGAUGGAUAACUUCCUCAAGAAGAACAUCGAUUUCCUUAUUGUAGAGUUUGUUGAUCAUGUGGAAGAAGCAGUGUGGGCAGUGGAGGUGUUAAAGACCAGCGGUAAACCCGUGGCUGCCACACUGUGCAUCUCCCCUCAUGGUGACCUGCAAGGAAUCCCACCUGGAGAGUGCGCAGUCAGGCUGGUCAAAGCCGGAGCUGAUAUUGUUGGAGUAAACUGCCACUUGGACCCCCUGACAUGUGUUCGUACAGUGAAGUUGAUGAAAGAGGGAUUAGAGAAAGCUGGUCUCAAAGCCCAUCUCAUGAUCCAGCCAUUUGGCUUUCACACACCGGAGUGCAACAUCGGUGGAUACGUCAGCCUGCCUGAGUACCCCUUCGCCCUGGAGACCAGAUCAAUUACCCGCUGGGACGUUCAUAAAUAUGCCAGAGAGGCUUACAAUGCUGGAAUUCGCUACAUUGGUGGCUGCUGUGGAUUUGAAGCCUACCACAUCAGAGCUAUAUCAGAGGAGCUGGGUGCAGAGAGAGGGUUCCUCCCACCAGCUUCAGAGAAGCAUGGACUGUGGGGAGCUGCUCUGGAGAUGCACACUAAACCCUGGGUCAGAGCCAGGGCUCGCCGAGAGUAUUGGGAAAACCUGUUGCCUGCAUCCGGACGUCCCAAAUGCCCUUCCAUGGCUACACCAGCCGAUGAUUAUGAAGAACGGCUGAAAUCUUACAUACCAUCAUAAUUUCUUGUAUACACGAUAAAGUUUUUUUCAUAUCAGGAAUAACAAUGAAGGAUCGGAUCAAUCAGGGCUUUGUUCUGUUCUAAAACUCACAUUUCAAUCUCUUUAUUUUCAUUGUACUAUUUGAUAGUCUGUCCAUAGUCAAGUUGCUCAUACCGUAGUAGUAGUUUAGUUGAAUCAGCUGCAUCCCUUUCUUUUUCGAUAACUAUAUGCACUAACCAUAAACCUAGCCAGUUGUAUAUACAACACAGUUGGUCUUAUAUUGGUGAACUCACUUAUUAGUUUGAAAACAUCUUCACAGGCUUAUCACAUCUGAUAAGUGAUUGUUGUAAUCUGCUGCUAAAUAUUUGAAUAA